Molecule: messenger RNA, 1294 nt
Organism: Dermacentor silvarum
Lineage: Eukaryota; Metazoa; Arthropoda; Arachnida; Ixodida; Ixodidae
Product: store-operated calcium entry-associated regulatory factor
Exons: 8
Coding region: 262-1194 (310 amino acids)
Biological process (GO): regulation of store-operated calcium entry
Cellular component (GO): endoplasmic reticulum membrane
Source: RefSeq, a predicted model, not a curated record
UUCCGGGCAGUUUCGGACUUUCGACCGGUGGUGAUUGGUGCUGUGCCUAGAAUGCACCGUAUGAUACGUGUAUGUUAUGUCCGUAUCGCUCGCGCAGCGCUGUUGUAGCCGUUGUGGUGUUUAGCGGCAGCGAUUGCAUAUCUGCGAUGCACGUUCUUUAUUUUCAGUAAAUCUCGUUGGAAGCCUAGAGCUUCGUGCUGUGUGAUGUGCCGCAGUUUACUCUGAAAUUCGCCUUGCAACGUCUGUUCAAUCGUCGGAGCGAUGUCACCUCGGACUUUCAGCGUGUGUACGCCGCUAGCUUUCUCACUGAUAGUCAUUUUACUACUUAUCGACCCAGCGAACUCUUGGGGAGCGAAGAAAGUGAAACUUAAGGACGUUGAAGUGCUCACACUUCGGGACGGCCAGUACACAACAGGCCGCAGGUCAAGCCCUGUGCCUCAGCUAAAGUGCCUCGGCGGCAGUGCGGGUUGCCAAAACCCACCUGCUGUGGUUCAGUGUUACAACCGAGGGAGUGAUGGCUACAGCACUCAGUGGGAGUGCAAGGCUGACAUGAGCCAGUCUCAAAAGUUUGGAGCAGUUGAAGUGACAUGUGAAGGCUACGAUUAUGCCGAUGACGACUAUAUCUUGGCAGGAUCGUGUGGUUUAGAGUACCGCUUGGAGAGGACUGGAUAUGGUCCUGGCUCAUCGUGGGAACAUUCAGCCUACACCGGCAGCUCCAAGUCUGGUUCGACCUUCCAAACAAUCCUCUUCCUCGGCGUGGCUGCUUUUAUCAUAUUUGUCAUCUACAAGAGCUGCCUUGCUCCGGAGCAGCUAAACGACGCCCCUCCAGGCUAUGACGACGAUCCGCCGCCCGACUAUCCAGGCACACCCAGAAGAGGCUUUUUUGGCGGUGGCGGUGGGGGUGGUGGCAUGCCUCCACCUCCAGGCUUCAGACCCCCGUAUCAGACGGGUGCAGGCUGUGGCGCAGCUCCUGGCUCACCAGGUGGUGGCUUAGGAGGAGGUGGUUUCUGGACUGGGGCUGCCACAGGUGGCCUGCUGGGUUAUCUCAUGGGAAACAGAAAUAAUGCAGGCUACAGGACUGCGUAUGGCUACCCUAGAGAAGGCACAUUUGGCUCAUCUUCAUCAUUUGGUGGACCCUCGACGUCAAGUGGUACACAUUCGUCCAGUGGUUUCGGAGGCACGCGACGGAGGUAAUCAAAUCAGUGGCCAACCAAAAUCCUGCCGCACAUCAUCUCACCAUUGGAGUGACCCUAAAUCAUGUCAUCAAAAUAAAAUUAUGCUGCCUUUCUGUGUA